AUGCUCGUCGCCAGCCUGGCCGCGCUGGCCCUGGCGCUGCGCCUGACCCGGGCAGUGCGGGGCGCGCCCUGCGAGCCUGUGCGCAUCCCCAUGUGCCGGUCCAUGCCCUGGAACCUGACCCGCAUGCCCAACCACUUGCACCACAGCACCCAGGAGAACGCCGUGCUGGCCAUCGAGCAGUACGAGGAGUUGGUGGACGCCAAUUGCAGCUCGGUACUGCGCUUCUUUCUGUGUGCCAUGUAUGCGCCCAUCUGCGCCCUCGAGUUCCUGCACGACCCCAUACGGCCCUGCAAGGCCCUAUGUCAGCGCGCUCGAGACGACUGCGAACCCCUCAUGCGCCUCUACAACCACAGCUGGCCCGAGAGCCUAGCCUGCGACGACCUGCCGGUCUAUGACCGCGGCGUGUGUAUAUCCCCCGAGGCCAUAGUCACAGACCUGCCAGAAGAUGCAAAGUGGAUAGACAUGACCCCGGACAUGAUGGUACAAGAGAGACCUCUUGAUACUGACUGCAAGCGCCUAAGCCCUGACCGGUGUAAAUGCAAAAAGGUGAAGCCCACCCUCACGACCUACAUGAGCAAGAACUACAGUUACGUGAUUCAUGCCAAAAUAAAAGCAGUGCAAAGAAGCGGCUGCCACGAAGUCACCACAGUGGUGGACGUAAAGGAGAUUUUCAAGUCCUUGUCACCCAUUCCUCGGACUCAGGUGCCUCUUGUGACUAACUCCUCUUGCCAGUGUCCACACAUCCUGCCCCACCAAGACGUACUCAUCAUGUGCUAUGAAUGGCGUUCGAGAAUGAUGCUUCUUGAGAAUUGCCUGGUUGAAAAAUGGAGAGACCAGCUAGGGAAGAGGUUUACACAGUGGGAAGAAAGGCUACAAGAGCAACUUCGAACAACUCAGAAGCGACCUGCUGGGCGCACCAGCCGCAGUGGCCCUCCCAAGCCCAAGGGAAAGCCCCAAGGGCCCCGUCCUGUGGGCCCUCAAAAGAGCAUCAAAGCCAGGAGUGCCCCCAAGCGACCAAAACCCCAGAGAGUGUGAGCUGUCAGUUUCCCCAAUCAAAGACUUUCAGCCUUGAUGGGGUCCCAAGACCAUACACCCACCACCCAACAAACGUGGCAUGGCCUCAGUCCUCUGCAGAUUGUGUUUCCUAGCACUUUACUAUCCAAGGUUUGCUUUCUCAUGCUUAGCCACUGCAAGCCAUAGCUCCAGGUUGGCACCUGCAUUGGUGUUUGAGGAGGAUUUGAGCAGAAGGGCAAAGCUUCUCAUCGCCAAAGCAGCCACAUAAAUAUUCUAUCAGUUAGCAUAUGAUGGCUGAGAGUACAGCAGAAGGAUACUCCUGUUGCUGGUGAGGAUGGAGUAUGUAUAGUGGAAGGACAUCACAGUACCUGGUGAUGAUUCCAUAUGUGUGUGGUAAAAAUGCCUCAUAUGCCAAACUCCUAAGUUUGUAAAAUGUAUCUUACUUCAGGCUGGCUUCUACAGUUAGUAUUUGAACUGUAGUCUAGAAACAUGACUGAUGGAUGUUUGUUUGCAAAAGAAGCAAGGAGCAGGAAGGAA
Trichosurus vulpecula (common brushtail) is the source of this 1551-nucleotide messenger RNA. It is a transcript of the gene SFRP4, whose product is annotated as secreted frizzled related protein 4. The record is from RefSeq and is a predicted model, not a curated record. Gene Ontology annotation, cellular component: cytoplasm. Gene Ontology annotation, biological process: canonical Wnt signaling pathway; non-canonical Wnt signaling pathway. Bases 1 to 1035 code for a protein of 344 amino acids. NCBI's taxonomy places the organism in Eukaryota, Metazoa, Chordata, Mammalia, Diprotodontia, Phalangeridae. The transcript has 6 exons. Gene Ontology annotation, molecular function: Wnt-protein binding.